AUGUUUGGGUCCUUGGAGUUUUCGAGGAAGGCUCGUUCAGGAGGCCUUGAUCGAGGUUCCGUAGACGACGAAGAUAAUCGUGUACGGAUUGCCUGGCCUCCUGCCGGCACUCUAAGAAUUUCUGCCUUUGCAUCAUAUGAAAUCAGGGGGGAAGAUGUAGUCAAAUUGUUGCUCACAGAACUCGAUACUUCCCUAACAUUCGUAGGCUUUGGGCAGUGUGGAUGCAUUAGCUUCACCAGAGUUCAAUUUGGCCCUAUACUCGGCCAUGAAAUCCACCCCAAAGUCAUUGGAUGGUCGAGCACUCCCAACGCUGUUGAUGGGGUGACUAAUUUUGGUGCGGGAGUAAAGUCCCCGCUUUCCGAUGAUUUUGAUGACGGUUCACUUGGGUCAGGGUCUCCUGGGUCCCUACCCAUCAUAGCUUUCUUCACUGAACUGUUCGGGGGUAGUACUGAGGAUGCCCGUUGUCCCGGGCGUCACCGUCUCUUUUACUGGGGCUUGAGUAUUAACUAUCGGGGCUCUAUAGGCCUCGCUUACUCGUUUUCGGGCCUCCUCUUCCCGGACUUGACUCUGUAUUAUGAGGGUUUCGAGUUCCCUUACCCGCUCCUCCCUGGCUCUGUAUUGUCUCAGGUACAAAUUUUGCAAUUGGAUCGACAACCGCUUGUUGUCGUCAUCCCAAAUAUUGGCGAGGGAUUCAUCCGGGUCGUCUGA
Messenger RNA from Suillus clintonianus, 708 nucleotides. RefSeq lists its product as uncharacterized. The transcript has 11 exons. Bases 1 to 708 code for a protein of 235 amino acids. Lineage: Eukaryota; Fungi; Basidiomycota; Agaricomycetes; Boletales; Suillaceae. The record is from RefSeq and is a predicted model, not a curated record.